GUGGCUAACGAGUCUGUUUGUUUACAGAAGGCAGGUUGACGAACAGCUCGCAGGAUGUCUAAAUUGGAGCGCCUGAACGCUCGUGUGGCCAAACUGCUGACUGAAGCUGUGAAUGAGGUUCUGGAUGUGGUGAAGGAGACCGUAUCGGAGUACCAGCAAAAAACAGCCAGAACGCAGAGAGAGAACGAGAGUCUGAAAAGAAGACUGCGUGAGCUUCAGGAAAGCACACCCAAAGAAGGCACAGCUGUUUUGCCUACAACUGACUUUCCAUAUGCUGGAACGGAUGACGCAGCACACCAAAACCAGGAUUCAGCCCUGUUUCUGAUGCAUAAUCCAAAUGUUGCUCACACAAAGCAAAGGCUGAUGAUCAGCAACAAACAUAACGAGAUGAAGAUGGAACCUGAAGAACAACAGCAGUACAACACUGGUCAGUCUGGAAUUGGGCAUCUCAAAGUACAACCACAGGUGGCAACUAAAAGAAGUGAGAAUGCAGAGAGUGUCCAAACAGCACUUUCUGCUGAUGGGGACACAGGUGCAGUGUCCCUGAGCAGUGGGUGCACCUCUUACCCCAGCUCCCUGCUCAGCAUCAACGUCAUCAAAAGCGAAGCCGAACAAUCAGAGUGCACAACAUCAGAGCAGCUCCCUCCCCAAGAACAAUGUACUGGACGUGUGGAUUUAAGCUUGGGGUCUAAUUUUCACAUCUCUUCCAAGACCCACAGACCACAUGGUGGCACAGAACCUUCUGGACUUGUCUUUGUUAAUGCUGAUCAUACUGCACACAGGAGCCAGGGGUACACUAAAACCAAAAGUAGCAGGUUUCACCAAAAACUAAUUGUGACAGAGCGUCUAGAGAGAGGCAGCCUACACCCUUGUGUUGUAUGCGGGAAAAUGUUCAGGAGCCUCUACCACUUAAGAAUACACCAUCGCUGUCACACAGGAGAAAAGCCGUACAGCUGCAUGCAAUGUGGGAUGCGUUUCAGGCUGGCAGGAGAUAAAAGUAAACACAAGAGGGUCCACACGGGGGAGAAACCGUACAGAUGUAACCAGUGCGGAAAGAACUUCAGUCGAGGGGAGAAUCUCAAAAGACAUCAGAGGAUCCACACUGGGAAGACGUUGCAGUUUCAGGGAGCAGCUGUAAGGUUUUCUGGAUCGAACAGCAUGAUUACCUAA
Nematolebias whitei (Rio pearlfish) is the source of this 1170-nucleotide messenger RNA. RefSeq names its product zinc finger protein 436-like. The coding region runs from base 55 to 1170 and encodes 371 amino acids. The record is from RefSeq and is a predicted model, not a curated record. NCBI's taxonomy places the organism in Eukaryota, Metazoa, Chordata, Actinopteri, Cyprinodontiformes, Rivulidae. The transcript is spliced from 3 exons. Gene Ontology annotation, biological process: regulation of transcription by RNA polymerase II. Gene Ontology annotation, molecular function: DNA-binding transcription factor activity, RNA polymerase II-specific; RNA polymerase II cis-regulatory region sequence-specific DNA binding.